AGAUGGGCUGCAAUAGCGUCAUACCUACCGCAAAGAACCGACAACGAUAUCAAGAACUACUGGAACACCCACUUGAAGAAGAAGCUCCAGAAGUUCCAAGCGGCCACGGAGAGGGACGAGAGGAGCGGCUCGGGACAGUUCCCGGGCCAAACUUCGUCCACAAGAAACCUCGGUAACCAAGCUCCUACUUAUGCCUCAAGCACUGAAAACAUUUCUCGCCUUCUCGAGGGUUGGAUGAGAUCAUCUCCAAAGGGUACAACCACAAAGUUCUUGGACCAAAACCUUCGGAAUCAUAUGAACAACAACACAGAUCAUCAGCAUAAUCAGUUUUCAUAUGAGCCGAUCAAAGCGGAGCAAUUAGAAGGCUGUGGUGCUCAGAAUUCGAUUCUGUCCUUUGAGAAAUUUAGCGUUGGUUCUUGGGAAGAGGGUAAUGAUCGGAAAAAGUUUGAAGGUAACGAAGGUUUUGGCGUUGAUGAUCAUAAGAAGAAUGUUGAGAACGUUGAAGGAGAGAAGCAAAGAAGGAAGGACAAAGAUGGUAAUGAACAUCAUGAUCAUGAUCAUGAUGAUGGUGACGAUAAUGAUAAUGAUAAUGACGAUGACGAUGAUCAUGCAGCUCCUCCAUUGGCAUUCAUUGAGAAAUGGCUUUUGGAUGAAACGAGUGGAGGCCAGAUGGAGGAGAUGAACCAAUUGAUGGAACUCUCCAGUAUGCUCUAAUUAAUGGUGAUCUCUUAAUUUCUUUUUUUUUUUUAAAUCUAAUUUUAAGUUUUUAUUGGAAAUAAAUAAAAGAGAGAAAUAGAUCACUCAAAUGGCAUAAUUUGUCAUUUGAUUUCUCUAAGCUAGGGUUUAUAACUGAAUAAAUUAUUAAAUUGUAAUUAAUCUAGUACUUUGUGCUC
This is a messenger RNA of Tarenaya hassleriana, 893 nucleotides long. Its product is annotated as myb-related protein 306. NCBI's taxonomy places the organism in Eukaryota, Viridiplantae, Streptophyta, Magnoliopsida, Brassicales, Cleomaceae. The annotation marks the transcript as partial. The record is from RefSeq and is a predicted model, not a curated record. The transcript has a single exon. Gene Ontology annotation, biological process: response to auxin.